AUUCAAUCUCGUACAAAAUCACCAGUAAUAUACGUCUAGAUUUAAUACAUCCACAGGUGGAACGCUAUCAUUAUUAUUAGGGACAGGAAGUCGGUCUAUGGUUUGGUAUGAUUUCAAUGAUCUGGCGAAAACGUGGUAAACUUUGCAUUAUUGCAGGGCUGCUUUUCAUUUUGUCCAUCAUAAGCAACAAGGUUCUCUAUAAAAAGGUUUCACCACAAAAUGAAAGCAAGCGAUAUAAACUCAAUGACAAGCGUUCAAUGGGAAGUGAUCUAGCAAGUGACAGGAGGAAUGUAGAGAGGGGGGAUAAGAGAAGAAAUGAAGAAUUAAAUUUGGUUGGAAUGGAGGGACAGAAAAUGGAAUUACGUGAACAAGAUGUUCAGGAGAAGAAGGAAGCAUUGCAUAAACAAAGGUAAGGGAAGCAUCUGUUAUAUUCCAACACCAUGAUCAAGUAUUUUUCUGCUUGUCUGGCGUGGACAUCACUUGGAGAACAUCAUCCAAUAUAUAAUCUACCAGAGUACAAAUCCCACCAUGAUUAAGCAAGUUUCUACUUGUCUAUUGUGAACAUCACUUGGAGAAUAUUGUCCACUAUAUACUUGAAUACGAAUCUCACCAUGAUCGAAUUUAUAUAUAUUGUCCAUGUGCUGUCCACACAAGGCACGUAGGAUUUGCACUCAGGUAAAUAUUAUAUAUUGGGUGAUGCUUUCUAACUAUAUUCUGUUGUAUUAGAGCAGUACGUUUCCAUUCCCUAAUGUAGAUUAUAUAAUUUUCUCGAGAGUCCAUACAUUUCUGCUUGCCUGGUGUCAUGAGUAAAAAUUUCUUUCGUUUUAGUUGCAAGCGACACGACGUCGUCGUCUUCAUAAAAACUCACAAAACUGGAAGCAGUACAAUCACGAACAUUCUAAACCGUUUUGCCGACAUGAACGAUUUAAAGGUCGUCCUACCAAUGGGAUACUUCUACCGAUUUCGCUGGCCCGUGCCUUUUCAUUGGUCAGCGGUUGAUCUUUGGAGACUUGAUGGUGAUACUCCUAACAUCCUUAGCAACCACGCCCGUUAUAACCGUCCCACGAUACAACUGAUCAUGAAAAAAGGCGCGAAAUAUAUCACCAUUCUUAGAAAUCCACUUGACCAGUACGAGUCCACGUUUCAUUACAUGGAAUUUAGAAAAUUUCUACAGUUGAAUAAUUCUAAGAAUCCACUGGCGGAUUUUGUGGAAAAUCCUGUGCCAAAGUUGUACGAGAUGCGAGAAAAAUAUCGUGGAAUUCCAGAGUCGAUGAAUUUGGUGAAGAAUCCCAUGUUCUUUGAUCUAGGUACGGAUAUAGCUAAAAUAUAAACGUAUAAACGACGUUUACUGAUAUUGGAAAGUAACUUUACACAGGAUAGCUCUACUACUUCUAGCUCUACUACUUCUAAAAUGGUCUGCCCAGAAGGCCAGAGAGGGUCAUCACUUAUUAGUAUGCACUCAACCAUGGUCUAUUACAAAUCCUGCAUUCUGAGUGGCUACUCAACCAUAGACCAUUACGUGAGGGACCUCGGUUGUAUUGUCUAUGGCAUAUAGUCAGCUCUGACUAUGCCUUCGUUAGCUAUUCGCUCAUAGACAACUCGGCCUCUUUGUCUAACUGUUAAAUGGUCUACAGGUCUAAUGUUACUACAGGAGGAAAUCUCGUUCGAACUUACUUAUUUAUACUGGAUAGUUUUAUCAGUUGCAACAUAUUUUGUCUAGAGGGCCUGUAGGGGACGUCUCUUAUUUUAUCAGAGUUACUUAGUUCAGAGUCAUUUUUCGGAUAACUGAUAACAUUAGUUUUAUAAGUUCAUUGUCACAUUAGGUUUAUAAGUUCAGACUCGAAAUAACAUUAGUUUUUCAUAAUAGGCAAAAUUUAUUGGAUUUUAAUUGGAUUGGAAAAUACCUCUUUUGCUUCACAGAGUCUUUACUUUUUAAGAAUUGAGACCUACCAACCAAACAACAGUUGCAGAAAGUUACAUGCAUUAACAGUCCGUUGUUGGAUUAUCAUUGUAUAGCUUUCAACCAAUCAGCACUAGCUCACUAUAUAUCUUAUCUCAUAUAAACCAAUCACCAAUCCCGUUGUAUAGCUGAAAUCCAUAUCCGACCAAUCAACACUUUCGUACUAUUAUCACUGUACCAUAUUUUAAUAUAGGCAUGUAUCCUCCAGCCUACGACAACAUGACCAGAGUAAGGGGCGAAAUUAUGAAGCUGGAUCGCGAUUUUGAACUGGUCCUGAUUAUGGAAUAUUUUGACGAAAGCCUCAUACUUUUAAAGAAAGCUUUCUGCUGGACCGUGCAGGAUAUCCUAUACGUGAAAUUCAACCAACGACAACAUAAACCAAAGGUGCAAAUAAGUGAAAAAGUGAAGCGAAACAUCCUCAACUGGAACAAAGCCGAUGUGAUGCUUUAUGAUCACUUCAACAAGACAUUAUGGAGGAAAAUUGAAGACUACGGGCCCUCCUUUUGGAAAGACUUAAACGCGUUUCGUCGACUUAAUUCGAAAAUGCAGUCUUCUUGUGUCAAGAAAAGACAGUUUUCCGAGAAGGCGUUUAUGUCGAACGGUCAGAUUCUUAGUUUUCGCUUGAACCCAAACGUUCCAUCUUACGAUCGGUACUUUUGCAUGAAAAUCGUAAGAAAUGAAAUAGAAUACAUCGACUACUUUCGCAAGAAGUUCAAACCGUAUGGCUCUUACCAGACUUUGUUAGAGAAGGCAGGGAAGAAGAAACGGUCAACGAGAGAGCUUAUAGAGAGAUUACAUAUAGCAGCGAAUAUUAAAUUCGCUGAUUCUGUGCCUCGCGCUGUAACGUAG
Molecule: messenger RNA, 2809 nt
Organism: Paramuricea clavata
Lineage: Eukaryota; Metazoa; Cnidaria; Anthozoa; Malacalcyonacea; Plexauridae
Source: the annotation of a GenBank genome assembly